This is a messenger RNA of Halichondria panicea, 3018 nucleotides long. Its product is annotated as proteoglycan 4-like. The transcript is spliced from 5 exons. Bases 106 to 2880 code for a protein of 924 amino acids. The record is from RefSeq and is a predicted model, not a curated record. NCBI's taxonomy places the organism in Eukaryota, Metazoa, Porifera, Demospongiae, Suberitida, Halichondriidae.
CACAAAUUCCUGUGUGCUCUUGUGAUUUUCCUCCCAGGGUUUUGUGUUGCCGUUCUAUCUAAUUCUUUUUGAGCUCUGCUUUUCGUUUUUCAGCAUUCAACAAUAAUGGCGUCAAGUUCUUCUACGGAAGCAGCAGUCAACAUUGAUGAGAUACGAGAAAGAAAACCAGGGACCAAGAAGGCCACCACCACUACGACUGGCCCAAAAUCUGUGAAACCAUCUUCGUCUGCUGGGACAACCAAGGCCUCUCUUGAUGACAAGAUGGCUAAAGCUAAACGCCUUAAGGAGCAGCAAGAAGCUGAGCGUAAGAGGAAGCUGGAAGAAAAACAGGCCCGGGAGGCACAAAGGCUGGAAGCCAUGGCGCAGAGGAGGCGAGAAUUGGAUGCAAAGAAAGCAUCAAAAUUAGGAACUGCAAAACCGAAGACAAUGGAUGCGAACGAAAAACCUGAAGGUGGUGUUACAUCGAAACCAAAAGCAACUGCUCCUGUCUCACGCGUGCGUUCAGGAAGUACAAAAACAGCAACCAGUAUUCCCAAAGCAACGACAGCUAGAGAAGUGAAAAAGCCAACCAGCACCCGAACUGUUACUGCAAAAGCUACUACCAAACCUACAGUCAAAUCAACAGUGACUAAACCACCAACCACUAAAUCGACUGCUACUUCUAAGCCAGCAACCAAACCAGCUUCUUUGCCUCGGCCUGGUUCAACACGAAUUGCUGUUGGUGCUCGAACGACUGGUGCUUCUAAGACUACUGCCAAACCCAAUGCUGUCAAAUCAGGCCUCAAAAAACCGUCCUCGACAAAGACCGCCGAUGUGAAAACAUCUCGUACCAAGCCCUCGUCUAAGACCACCAAAGACAGUCCCACAAAGACGUCUGCUAAAUCAGCUAAACAGGACAAAAAACAAAACGAGGAGGAGAGCCAUGUGGACGAUCAGGUUGUAGGUGAUGUGGAGAAUGAGCGUGUAACCAGUGUAGAUCCAGACAAUGCUGUGAUCCGAAGUGAUGCCUUUGUUGAAUCCAGUGUGGAUCCAGACAAUGCUGUGAUCCAAAGUGGUGACUCCGUUGAAACCAGUGGAUCUCCUUUGUCCAAGCAUGUGUCUCAGUCUGUGCCAGCCAUCACACCGAGCACUGCGAGUCGUGUGGGUCAGAUCAUCGCAUCUCAAACCUCUCUUAGUAAGGAUCUUCAGACCCGGCUCCCCCAUGCCGCUGUGGUCGGGAAUACAGAGGAGACUGGAGAACCGCAACCUAUGGAUGAGACAAGUGAAGAGCCAACACCUGUCGAACCAACUGAAGACAACGAACCUCGCCUGGUGAGAGUGUCGAGCCCUGGGCCAGAGCUGACCCUCCCUGAUGAGUUUGGAGCAGAGUGGAAGAAUGAGAAAGACUUGCAGGCGACCAAAGAAGAGGAGACAAGGACUGAGAGAAGAAAGAGGGUAGAUGUGAUUAUGAUGAAGACUAGAGCUAGGGGAGAAGAACUAGGAAUGCAGGAAAUUUCUCUACUGUCAACCACACCCUCUCCAUCUGAUGUCACAGCAGCUGAACAAUUUGAUGCAAGAGAAACACUGACAGCUCAGGACUCGUUUGAGUUUAGAGGUGAUAUUCCUCAGGAUGUGCUGCCUGCAGACAACCAAGGAGACGAUUAUGUAACGUUCGAUGUUGAUGGUUCUGAAGUGUCAGUCUCAACGCCUCCUUCCGAGUCACCUUCCACUCCUACGCCAUCCACACCCCCACCUGAUAAACUGUCUUCACUGCCACCCUCCUUAUCACCAUCAGAGGCACCCUGCACACCUCCACCUGAGGAACGAUCCACGUCGCCAACUGAAGCACCAACCUCACCGCCCCCGGAGGCACAAUCCACAUCGCCAACUGAGGAACCAACCUCACCACCACCUGAGGCAUUGUCCACACCUACACUUGAGGAACGAUCCACGCCGCCAACUGAGGAACCAACCUCACCGCCACCGGAGGCACGAUCCACAUCGCCAACUGAGGAACCAACCUCACCGCCACCGGAGGAGGCACGAUCCACAUCGCCAACUGAGGAACCAACCUCACCGCCACCGGAGGCACGAUCCACAUCGCCAACUGAGGAACCAACCUCACCUCCACCUGAGAAAUUGUCCACACCUACACCUGAGGUACCGUCCACACUGCCACCUGAGGCACCAUCUACUCCCCCACCUGAGGCACCAUCCUCGCCGUUGCCUGAGGCACCAUCUACUCCCCCACCUGAGUCACCAUCCUCGCCGCUACCUGAGUCACCAUCCACACCACCACCUGAGGAACCAACUUCACUGCCACCUGAGGCAUUGUCCACACCUACACCUGAGGUACCAUCCACAUUUCCACCUGAGGCACCGUCUACUCCCCCACCUGAGGCACCAUCCUCGCCUCUACCUGAGAUACCAUCCACACCGCCACCUGAGGUGCCAUUAUCGCCCCAACCAGCUGAGGCACUAUCCGAAUCGCCAACUUCACCUCUGCCUGAUGCUUCACAACCAGAUUCACCGGCCCCAGAGGUCCCUUCCUCGCCACCACCUGACACACUAGUGGAGGAUAUCGAAGAUAAAGAUGAUCCUUUAGUCUCAUUUGACGAACAGACCUCUUCUGACGUUCUAUUGAUGUUACCCGAGGAUAAUGAAUCAGAGUUGCAGCAGAUGAUGGAUGACACUUCUCGAAGAAUUGACAACAUGGAAACCAAACCUGUUGCAGAAGAUCGUGUUAUUACUGGUGAUCUUCUUGGGUUUGAACCGUCCCCCGAAACUGCUACUCAACCGAAUAUUUCGGACAAUCCGUUCGAUCUUAACCUCCUAGCAAAUCAAUCCGAAACGACUGACCACCUGUAUUUUGGGGACGGAGAAGAAAAAAAUCAAUACUAGUGAAUAAUGUGAAUGUGUUAAAUAGUUUUACAUAGGAUUCAAUCAAAUGUGUGUAUGCUGACAAAGUAGAUACAAUUUCUUAUGAUCACCCCUUCUUAGAUUUCUUCCUGUAUCAUUAUAAGUUGAGUUACCUGCAAA